UUCAGCUGACAGGUUGUGAGCCUCCUGUCCCUGCUGGGAAAAGACAAAGACCGACAGAGGGGGUUUACACACACACACACACACACACACACACACACACUGACGGGAGUUUCAGCUUGCAGCGGUGACGCACUGUGAGCUCACUGAGCCAGCUCAGUGUUUAUGUCUUUUUUUCGCCACACACACACACACACAGAGGAGAGGAGCCAGAGAGAAGGGAAACCUCGCUUACCGGCUUUGCGGUUUUCAUCCAUUCCUUCUUUUAAUUACACCUCCUGAUUGAGUCCACUACAUCUGAUGAUGCUCGUCUCUGAACACUGAUUUCAACGCCUUAUUUUCACCAAACCGAUCAUAUGAACAUAGAAGAAUACAUUGAAGAAGAUGAGGAACCACCUUUGCUGCUCCGCUCUCGUCCUUCUCACGGUGUUUGGCUGUGGUGGGACUGCAGCAGUGCAGUGUCGGUGGGGGGAAGGGUGUGUGUGUCUGCAAUGCCCUGCAGGCCAGGAGCCCUCCAAGGCUUGUGGGCAGAUCCAAAGUCCAACAGAGGAAGUGCAAUGUCAGUUGUGCCCAACUGGAAGCUUUUCAGACGCAUUUGACUCUGAGGUUUGCCGCCCGCACGCCUCCUGCGAGAUCCUCGGCCGCACGGUUGCAACCCCUGGCACUGCGACUUCAGAUGCUGUCUGCGGGGACUGUCUGCCUGGGUUUCACUUCACUGCCACAGGGGAAGUUUCCGACCAAAGUCCUUGUGUGAAAACAUCUUUGCAAGUCAGGACGGUGCGAACAGUGGGUAAAGGUCCAUCCAGCGGUGCAGGAGGGCCGGUCAACGGCACAGUGGUACGCAGUGCUGAGGAGAAGACGGCAGAGUACGCUGUGUUUGCUCUGGUGCCAAUCUUCUGCGUGAUGGGCCUGUUGGGUAUCCUCAUCUGCAACAUCCUAAAGAAGAAGGGAUACCGCUGCACUGCUGACAAGGAGGGAGGGGAUGAAGAAACUGCCACACCACAGAAAGAAGGUAACAACUGUCCCUACAUAUCUGACGACGUGAAUGAAGACACCAUCAGUGUCCUGGUUCGCCUCAUCACUGAGAAGAAAGAAAAUGCUGCUGCACUGGAGGAACUGCUGCUGGAGUACGAGAGCAAACAGUUGGCCAUGAGCAAAGGCUCGUCAAUCAAGUUCCCCAUGCUGUCUCCCCUGUCCCCGUUCCGCUCCCUCCCCAGGCUGUGCCCCCACCAGUCCCACCUCCACACCAUCUCCGGCCUCUCCGGCCUGGCCCCGAAACACGGCUACCGCUGCACCCGCUGCGCCCAAAGAAAAUGGCCCCCUGUCCUCAUACCUCCCCUGGAUUCCCUCAAAGACCCCCUGAAGCCCCCACAGAGCCUCAUCCUGUCCUCCCUGGACACAUCCAAGGACCAGCAGAAGAGGCCCCUGCUGGGAGGGGUGUUCGUCGACACCCACCACACUCAAGCUGUUGUGCCAAAUACUGUACAGGAGAAGGUGGAGGGGAGUGAAGUGAAGGAGAGGAAGGAGGGGGAGCUGACGGUGCUGUCUGUGGGGAGAUUCCAAGUCGCUCAGAUCCCCGAGCAGAAACCUGUCACCGUGGAUCCCAAGACAUCAUCUCAGGAGCAAAGAAACUCCCUGUUUGGAGGGAAAUCCUUCUGCUCCUCUUCAUCCGGCAUCAGGAGGUGAAGAGCCAGAGAGACGGUGUAUGAUAACGCUACCUCGCUGAAGAUGACCUCAUCGUUCGCUGACAACUUGAUAGCUGGCAGAGAGGGUGUUUCCACACGAGCGACACCAAGAAACCACAAAAACAAACUGGAAGAAGUUGUUUCUAUUCAGGCGAUAAGAGGAAUUUAACUGUAUUUAUUAUGACAUAAAAACAAUAUUGUAAUUUUACAGAUGCAUCAGAUAUCAUAGAAACUCAUCACAUCACGGCUGCUUCCCUGUCCCAACCCAAAGAGAAAGCGGAGAGCGUAGUUUUGUGAUAACAGAUUGUGAACACCUGACACGAGAAGGAAGGGUGAGAGGGAGAAAACAAAAAAAUGCACUCUCACCCCCUUUAUCUGUGCUUCCACCUAGAAAAACAUAGACACAGGGGUAACACACACGUAGGCUGACACAUCUUUAACAUACAUGUAGACAGAGACAUCUACACUACUUCUGCACAGUAAAAAAGGACAAAACACUGUGGAUACAUUACUGACACAAAGACAAAGCUCAAACAACAGUGAGACUGGAACAAAAUCAUUCAAGUGUGUACGUUUGAAAAAGAGUAAAUGUCAAGCCAAGUUGUCUGGGAUCAAGUGCCAUGUGAAUUAAGACUAUGACGGUUUCCAUCAAAUCUGGCUUGGCUGAAAUAUGAACCUGUAUGAUUUUGGGUCAUAGGACACUUGAUUUAAGACCACAGUAGCACUACAGGAAGUAUUAUGAGGACAAAAUGUUAAAGAAUUUAAUAUUAUUUUGUUGUUUAUUUAUCUAGCUCCUUUUCCUCUGCUCACACAGAAUUUAAAGGUGAGUUGAGAUUUUAGACCCUGAAUAUGUUGAAUGUAGUGUUUAAGGGACAGUUCACUCCAAUAAUCAUGAAUACAUAUUUUCCUCUUACCUGUAAUGUUAUUUAUGGAGAUUGGUUUGGGUUUAGUCGCAGAGUGUUGGAGAUAUUAGCUGUAAAGAUGUCUACUCUCUCAAAUGUAAUAGAACUAGAUGGCACUCGG
Molecule: messenger RNA, 2705 nt
Organism: Epinephelus lanceolatus (giant grouper)
Lineage: Eukaryota; Metazoa; Chordata; Actinopteri; Perciformes; Serranidae
Gene: relt
Product: RELT TNF receptor
Biological process (GO): apoptotic process
Molecular function (GO): protein binding
Source: RefSeq, a predicted model, not a curated record